AUGUCGAACGACCUCCCAAAAAUCUACAAGAUGCCUCUAGAAGAGCGGUUCUAUGACCUCGAUGCCGAACAAGUAGAGUUCUUCCGAAACGAAACGGGGAUACAAGAUGAAGAAGAGCUCAAACAUCAUAUCGUUGCGGUUCAGACCAAGGCAUACUCGAUUUAUCGGUAUCCCUGCAUCCGACUUUUCCAGUUUGCGAAAUUGAGGAUAGCCCGGCUUCCUGCUUACCCAGAUCUCUUGAGGCUUGGAAGGGAAAGAAAGGGAGCGAUUUUCUUGGAUAUUCCUUGCUGCUGUCAGUAUGUUGGGAACGAUACUCGGAAGGCUGUUCAAGACGGUUAUCCCAUUGAUAAUGUUGUCGCGUCCGAUCUACACAAAGAUUUUUGGGAUCUCGGCCAUGAAAUGUUCAAGUCGACUCCGGAAUCAUUUCCCGUACCGUUCAUCCAAGGAGACGUGUUCGACCCGAAAUUUUUAGAAGCCAGUCCACCAUUUACGCUAGGGAAUCCUCCUGCCACACCCGUUCCUACUUUGAAUACCCUGACAACGCUGAACCCCCUCCGCGGUCAUCUCUCCGCUUGUUUUUGCGGUGCAUUCUUUCAUCUAUUUAGCGAGGAUGCCCAGUACCAGAUAGCCCAGGGGCUAGCCGGUCUUCUUUCCCCCCAACCAGGCUCGAUGAUAUUUGGAGUACAUGGCUCAAGGCCAGAAAAAGGGUUCUGGCACCCCACUGGAACUGAGCGUUAUAUGUUUUGUCACUCGCCAGACAGCUGGAAGGAUCUCUGGGAGGGUUUGUUUGGUGGGAAAGAGAAUGUGCAAGUAAAGGCAGCAUUGAGGGACGGAGAUGGUGGAAAUGAUUUACAUGGGACGUACCCCGGCAAUAAAGAGCCGCAUCACCUUAUGGAGUGGUCUGUGACACGCAUUUAG
Lentinula edodes (shiitake mushroom) is the source of this 918-nucleotide messenger RNA. RefSeq lists its product as uncharacterized. The record is from RefSeq and is a predicted model, not a curated record. Bases 1 to 918 code for a protein of 305 amino acids. Lineage: Eukaryota; Fungi; Basidiomycota; Agaricomycetes; Agaricales; Omphalotaceae. The transcript is spliced from 5 exons.